This is a messenger RNA of Dicrocoelium dendriticum, 396 nucleotides long. The record is from the annotation of a GenBank genome assembly. Lineage: Eukaryota; Metazoa; Platyhelminthes; Trematoda; Plagiorchiida; Dicrocoeliidae.
AUGACCGAACUAAACACACACUAUCAAAGGGUGCACUCUCGCAAUGUGAUAAUUGGAUGGGAUAAGGAUAACCGUACCUGUCAGACCAACAGUUGGAGGACAUUGGCUCAGCCGGCGAAUCUGAAAUCCCCGAGCACCAACCGCUUCCACUGCCCACAUUGCGCAUACACCGCGAAGUGGCCAACGGGUCUGCGAAAACACUUGAUGGUUCAUGAAGACUCCCGGCCAUUUGUCUGCGCCGUAUGUCUGUUUGCCUACAAGUGGACCUGGGAUUUAGGCAGACACUUCGCCAAAUCGCAUCCUUACCUGCUCAAUCCAUACAGGAAGCGACGUGUACGCAGACGAAAUGAAGUGCAUGCACAGCCCAACGAUAAUGAAGAGACAACUGACAUAUGA